AUGGAAGAGUUUCAAGGUCCAGAGCCAGGUGGCCAGAUCAUGAGCGAGAAUCGAUCUCUCGAACUCAAUCAACGCAAAUGGUGGAUCUCUGUUUUCGUUUGUGGUUUCUUGAUCUUCUCCGGAGAUUGUCUCGUUAUGCUUCUCUUGAACUUCUUCUACGUCCAAGACAAUCGAUCAGAGAGUAAUCAAGACAGACAGUACAGAGGAACAUGGACGCAGGCCCUGAUACAAAACGCUGCGUUUCCGAUUCUGAUUCCUCUCUUCUUCAUGUUUCCUUCACCAAAACCAAACCCGGAAACAGUCUCUGAUCAAAGCAACAAUCGUCCUCCUUUUCUUCGUGUUGUCUUGCUAUACCUUUCUCUUGGUGUCCUUGUUUCUGUUUAUAGCAAGUUAUACGCGUUGGCGAAAUUAUACGUCGGAUGGGGGAUUCUGGUAUCAACUCAAUUGUUACUAACUUCCCUCUUUUCAGCUUUCAUUAACCGUCUCAAGUUUAACCGAUGGAUCAUCAUAUCGAUAAUCUUUACUCUUGCGGCAGACUUUUUCGGUGGCCCUGCAUUUGCUGGAACUCCUGAUGAAGAUGAAUCUGGUCCUUAUGACUUCAAGGCAUGGUUGAUCCUCAUAUUCCCUACUCUUGCUUUCUCCUUGUCUCUUUGCCUAAUGCAACUCGGGUUCGAAAAAGUGUUGGUGAAGACAAAGAGGUAUGGUAACAAGAAGGUGUUUCGGAUGGUUUUGGAAAUGCAAAUCUUUGUUUCCUUCAUCGCCACACUCAUUUGCUUCGUGGGUUUGCUUGCGAGUGGUGAGUUUAAGGAGUUAAAAGGCGAUAGCGAGAGGUUUAAGAAAGGGAAAACUUACUACAUUCUGAGUUUGCUUGGGUUGGCUCUCUCGUGGCAGGUUUGGGCGGUCGGGUUAUUAGGUCUUGUGCUUUUGGUGUCCGGUGUAUUCGCUGAUGUUGUCCAUAUGUGUGCUUCGCCGGUUGUGGCAUUGCUCGUUGUGUUGGCUUUUGAUUUCAUGGAUGAUGAGUUUGGUUGGCAGAGACGAGGUGCUUUGCUAGGAGCAGUCUUGGCUCUAGCAUCUUACUUCUAUCACCUGCACAAAACAAAGAAGGAGGAAAUCGAAGAACUGAACAAAAGAGAGAACAACAACGGCUAA
Messenger RNA from Arabis nemorensis, 1149 nucleotides. The record is from the annotation of a GenBank genome assembly. Lineage: Eukaryota; Viridiplantae; Streptophyta; Magnoliopsida; Brassicales; Brassicaceae.